Ctenocephalides felis (cat flea) is the source of this 2079-nucleotide messenger RNA. RefSeq names its product adenylate cyclase type 2-like. Gene Ontology annotation, biological process: adenylate cyclase-inhibiting G protein-coupled receptor signaling pathway; cAMP biosynthetic process; adenylate cyclase-activating G protein-coupled receptor signaling pathway. The record is from RefSeq and is a predicted model, not a curated record. NCBI's taxonomy places the organism in Eukaryota, Metazoa, Arthropoda, Insecta, Siphonaptera, Pulicidae. Bases 1 to 2010 code for a protein of 669 amino acids. Gene Ontology annotation, molecular function: adenylate cyclase activity. The transcript is spliced from 13 exons.
AUGUACAUCAAACCAGCUCCUGUAGAAAUUGUUGUGAACAAUGACAAUCUACCGUCUCCCAACGUUUCUGCUGAAGAAGAUGCACCUAAGCCACCAAAUAUUAAUGCUAAUGGUUCAGCAGUCGUUCCUUUAAAUGUGGAUGGUGGAAGUGCGACUGGUGAAGCAACUCCACCAGGCGGAUCCACCAGUUUGGUGGCGUCCAGCGUUUGUGGGGACAGUAAAAGGGCUAGUCUGGGCAAUUGCAGUGCAGGUGGAUUAUCAUAUACUGGAAGACUAUCUCCAUCUGGACUUGCAGUACGUUCUAGGCCUUCAAGCAAAAUGACCAAGUACGUUGAAUGCUGGGGCGCGGAUAAACCUUUCGCCAAUAUCACAGACUCCAGCAUGGCCAAAAAUAUUGGAUUGGCGAGCAUAGCCAUGAUCGAAUCUAAUUUAGAGCCAUCUCGCAUGUGCUGUUUCUGUUGUUGUGGAGGCAGUGGCUCCGACUGGUGCGGUCGUGGAGCACCCAGAGAGCUUAAGCCCUGUACAUUAAGAUAUAGAGUUGAAGAAAGGGAAUCUAUGUAUGCCACUCGUCGAGACGAUCUUUUCAGGAGGGAUGUUGCUUGUGCAUAUGGACUGUUUAUUCUGAUGGCUGCUGUAUUAUUACUUACACAACAGAGUAUUGUGAUUUGUGGAUCCUUGUUGGCCACCGCUGUUUCUCUAAGUGCUCUGCUAUGGCUCAGUGCGCAUGGGCCAAAAUCUGAUGAACUUCAACAUGGAGGCAACUCAGCAACUCCGAUUACUGCUCUAUGUGCUGGACCAGCAGAUAUAGUUGCAGCAAGCAGGUUUCUGAGGUUGGCUGUUUUUGGACUGAUGACCUCACUUAUUGCAUGUUGCGCUGCCAUUGGCCUGAUAAACUUCGAGGACAACACCAUAGAGCUUGUUAACAACCUAAAUUCUACAGACAUUGAAAAUAAUGAAUGGAUUCUAACAGAAAUGGAGAACUUUAAAAACGUACCGACAUAUCUGCACGCUUGUGCAAUCUCAUUGACAACUGUAUCAGUCUUCCUGCGCUCUGGAUUUCUUCUGAAGUUAUGUGUGAUGAUAAUUAUUGGAUUGUGUCAAUUGGCAGUUAUUGUAACCAGCGAAUUUGCUCAAAAUUACGAUGGUUUCUAUGACACAAGAAUUUGGUUAUGGGCUCUGGUGAUGUUCAUUGUACUGAUAUCUAUUUUACACACAUUGGAUCGUCAAGGUGAAUAUACCGCUAGGACAGAUUUUUUGUGGAGAGCAAAACUUAAGGUGGAACAAGAUGAAGUCGAAACUAUGAGAGGAAUCAAUAAAAUCCUUUUAGAAAACAUAUUACCAGCCCACGUAGCUCAACAUUUUCUUCGAAGUGCUAGAGUCAAAGAACAGCUCUACCACGAGAGAUAUGCCUGCGUUGCAGUCAUGUUUGCUUCAAUUCCAAAUUAUAAAGAAUUUUAUGAUGAAACUGAUGUCAAUAAACAAGGACUAGAAUGCCUGAGGUUGCUGAAUGAAAUCAUCUGCGAUUUUGAUAAGUUGCUCCUGAAACCCAAGUUCAGCAGUAUUGAAAAAAUCAAAACUAUUGGGAGUACCUAUAUGCUAGCUUCUGGGUUACGGCCAGGAAAAGAAGAAAGUGCUGAGGAAUUGAAACGUUCUGAAGAGCAAACUGUUGUGGUGCUGGUAGAAUUUGCCUGUGCUUUGUUUGCUGCUCUUGAUCAAAUCAACAGAGAGUCAUUUCAGAGGUUUCGACUGAGAGUCGGUUUAAACCAUGGACCAGUAAUUGCAGGAGUUGUUGGAGCUCAAAAGCCCCAAUACGAUAUUUGGGGAAACACUGUCAAUGUGGCAUCUAGAAUGGACUCAUGUGGCAUUAUGGGCAGAAUGCAGGUCACAGAAUCCACAGCAAAGGUGCUGAUGAGGGCUGGAUACAAUUGUGAGUGUCGUGGGCCUACUUAUGUAAAAGGUAAAGGUACUUUAACAACAUAUUUUAUCAAGACACAGCAUGAUAAUCAAUAAGAUUAAAUAAGCUAAUGAAUACAUAUUCUAUAAAUGUUUAUUUUUAUAAACUUGAAGGUACAAAUCGAU